CGAAUUGGUACCAGUCCAAUGGGAGAGAGGAAUUUUGAGUAUAUGAAAAGGAUGAUAUACUCGUUGAGGGUUUGAUGCGACAGUGACAGUUUUUCCAGUGGCAGUCAGAAAGUAGCGUAGGUUCGUCUUGGGAUUACUUGAGCUUUCAGGAUGAGGUACUCCCUUUCUGACAAACGACACCCAAAUAUGGGAAGGAGAACCAGCGUCAUGGAGUCUCGACGUAAUCAAACUUUCAAGGCUGAAGGUUUGAGGCGAGCCAAACACUGCGGGAAGCAUCGGAUGACAUAUGAAAAGGUUUAUCGAUCGCGAGAUAUUCACGAGGUUAUGCGGUGCCCGAUUUGUCUAGGCAUCCUCCGAAACACACGCACUGUUAUGGAGUGUCUUCAUCGGUUUUGCAGAGAAUGCAUUGAUAAAGCUAUGCGACUUGGGAGAAAAGAAUGCCCUACAUGUCGCGCACAUUGCGCGAGCAGGAGGUCUUUGAGGGACGAUCCCCAAUUUGAUGCCCUUAUCGCUGCGAUGUUUCCGGACAUAGAGCAAAUUCGGGAAGAGGAAUCCACUUUGCUCGAGGAGACUCUUAUCAGCAACAGACAGACACAGGCGAAAAUUGAGGAAGCCUUCAAGCGCCAAUCUGAAGCAAUGGCAAGAUUCAAGAGACCUAAAUCAGUUGGUUCAAAAACACGAAUCGCCACAUAUUCGAAAGGAGCUGGAUGUGAAGAUGAGCGGUUCAGAGAUAUCUCUGCGGUUCCAGAUUUAAGCGAUGCUGGGGCUAAAUCGUCAAUCAGUACGAAUGUGAACAUACUCCAUCUAGCUAAUAAUGAGGCAGAUGUAGAAAUGGAGCCGUAUCAUGGUCUCAGGCUUUUAAGUGAGCUUGCCGAUCAGGAUGAAUUCUCUAGCCUCACACCCACUCCUUCAUUGAAACGGAUUGUGAUAAAGGACAUAGAUUCGGGUAUGUCAAAGAGCACAGAAGUUAGGAGUCAGAGUAAAAGGAAAGAAGACCGUCAGAGAAAGAAAUGCUCAUCAGUUUCUAAGUGCGGUGAAGAACUUGUAGUGAUGGGAGCGCCCUCUAAAGAGAAUCAAAGGGGGAAAGCCAUGGAGGUCUCGCCUACUCCAACAGAUGAUGGACUUCUGGGCAAUGGUGGUUCGAUUACUUUGCUUCAACUGGAUUGUGAUAGAAUGUGUGAUGAAUAUCAUGAUCAUGACAAGGAGAAUUGGACAGCAGAAGGAUCUCGAUCUCGGUACGAAAGUCGAAACGGCCGUGGAGGACCGAAAUUUGCUUAUGAGAGUGGAAUUUCUUCACGUAAAGAAGGUCAAACGCAAGCGAAGGUAGUGACGUGUGGGUCCACUGUGCAUGGAGAAAUUCCUAGUGUGAGGAGACCGCAUGCGAAAACCUCAACAAGGGAAAAAUUGUGCAGCCGAGCAUCAACACUUCUUAAUCACCUUGCUGCAAAAUCACGAAAAGAAAAAGAUGAUGAGUAUGUCAUUCACCUUCAGGUGAGACCUUUGGUGAACCUCUCCGAUGGUGAAGAUGUGCUCCUUGGCCUUGAAAAGCCAUAUCUUUGCUGUCCACCACAGAUGACAAUCCAGCAUCUCUGUAAGUAUGUGGCGAGCAAAGCUUUUGGGGAACGAGGAGGAAUGGUUGAACUCUUAAUUUCGACAUCGAGCCAUUCAAUAGGAGCUUCUUGGUUGAAGAGAGCUGAGAACAUGGAAGUACAGGUCCUAAAAGAGGAAUACACUUUGCACUAUGUACUGUCGAAGUUCUGUCAGGCACGAGGCGAUAUGAUUCUACUGUACCGAUGCGUGGAACUCAAUCAGCGUGAUAAGGCCCGGGCUAAUGGAGAGGUCCACGUUCAUGGACCCGGUCACUACAACAAUGGAGUAGAAUAGUUGCGAAAAGUCCUAUCCCCCGAUAGGACUUUUCGCAAUACAAGAGUGUAAAGAAGUAGAAUGUGUUGAUCUGGCCAAGUUGCUACACUAUCAAAAUGUCUCCAACUUUCCGUUAAUAUUGUUGGCUGAUCUCUGUAUCCACAUUCAUACAGACUAUUCGACAGAUUUCGUCAAUAUCAUAAUCCACAAUGAUACCAAAUCAACUCUGGUAAUUCGUCAAGCAAACUCCUACAGUUGCAGGACUGCCAAGUUGGCAGUGCCAACUCAACAAGA
This is a messenger RNA of Marchantia polymorpha subsp. ruderalis, 2157 nucleotides long. The record is from the annotation of a GenBank genome assembly. Lineage: Eukaryota; Viridiplantae; Streptophyta; Marchantiopsida; Marchantiales; Marchantiaceae.